Molecule: messenger RNA, 1736 nt
Organism: Vanrija pseudolonga
Lineage: Eukaryota; Fungi; Basidiomycota; Tremellomycetes; Trichosporonales; Trichosporonaceae
Product: 3-phytase A
Exons: 7
Coding region: 18-1691 (557 amino acids)
Molecular function (GO): acid phosphatase activity
Source: RefSeq, a predicted model, not a curated record
CUUCACACUCACUCACGAUGCCCAGCUCGCGGCCACUACCGCCGCCAACGCCCAUCCGGUCCGAAUCGGCGCCGCUCCUGACGCCGAGCCGCAGCCGCCCCGGCUCGCGGCACUCGUCGCGGCCGACAUCGCCGACAACGGCGCGGCGACAUAAUACGCCAUCACGGCGGAAAUCGUCAUCCCCGCCGGUCCACGUCCUCCCCGCCGUCGUCGCGGUCACGCUCUUCGCCCUCAUCGCACUCACCGCAUGGGACGUAUCGCGCGGCUGCUCCCUGCCGUGGCUGUGCGAUGCGCUCGGCGGCCCGCGGGAGAGCUUCGACAAGGUGUGGUGGCGCAAUACGGGCCCGUACGCCGCGUACCGCUCUCUCGGGCACGGCGGCGGCGGGCACGGCCUGCCGGAGGGGUGCCGCGUCGACCAGGUCUCCAUCCUACAUCGCCACACGGGCCGCUACCCCACCCCCAACGCUGCCGAGCACUUGAAGGCGACGCUGGCAAAGCUCGCGAACCGCACGGUGCGCGUACCGACCAACCAUCCCGACCUGCACUUCCUCCACAAUGUAGACCUCGAGCUGAACGACUGGAUCCCUGGCGAACUGACCAACCAGGGGAGGUUGGCCGCGUGGGACAGCGGCAAGGUGUAUGCCGAGCGCUACCGCGCCGUGUCUGACGCCGCGCCGUUCGUGCGCUCGAGCGGCGGCCACCGCGUCGUCGGGUCGGCCCAGUUCUUCCUCGAGGGGUUCUACGGGCGCGAGUUCAACCUCUCGCACGCGGCGUUAGAGCCCGACGUGGUGAUUCCAGAGGGCGAGGGCGUCAACAACACCCUCUCUGUCCACUCGUGCGCGGCGUUCGAGGCCCUCGACCCGCCCGCAGGCAGCAAGCAGCGCGCAGAGGUCGCCCAGCUCCUCCAGCCCACGGCGGACCGGCUCAACCGCCUCCUUGGGCCGCGGCCAGAGCUCGGCCCAGAGGACGUGCGCCGCAUCGCCGACAUGUGCGGGUACGACACGACCGCGCGCGACACCUGGUCCGGGUGGAGCAAAUGGUGCAAGAUGCUCUCGCGGGACGAGUGGGAGAUUGCGGGGUACAUGGGGGACGUGGAGCGGUGGUACCGCGUCGGCGAGGGCGGGCGCUUCGGCAAGAUCAUGGGCGCGGGAUAUGUCAACGAGCUGCUCGCGCGCCUGCAGGACACGCACCCGUCCGACGACACGACGACGAACCGCACCCUCGACGCCGACCCCGCGACGUUCCCUCCGGGAGGGCAGCGUGUCUUUGUCGACUUUACCCACGACAACGAGAUGAUUGAGAUCCUCACUGCGCUCGGGAUCCGCAAGAUGCGCCGCAAGCUGCCUACCUCCGAGCUGCCCGACGACCCUACCAACAGGCGGUAUGUGCUCUCCGAGCUCAUUCCGUUCGGUGCGCGGUGGGCCUUCGAGCGGGUGAGCUGUGACCCGUAUGUCGAUGUUGGACGGGGAACGCCGGUCGCCAAGGCUCGCCGGAUAGGCGAGGACGACGCGCGCCGCUCGACGUUCGUGCGUGCGCUCAUAAACGACCGCCCCGCCCGUAUCGACCAUAUGGCGUGCCGCUCCUCUCCCCUGGCGCAGUACCACCUCUGCGACCUCGACUCGUUUAUCGAGUCGCAGGAGUGGUCGAUCACCGACGUCGACUGGCAUGACUGCCGCGUGAAGAAAAAGUGAUGCAGAUGACGAUGAUGAUGUAUCUAUAGUUAUGAUGUAUUUGGG